Messenger RNA from Nelumbo nucifera (sacred lotus), 1283 nucleotides. Its product is annotated as glycine-rich RNA-binding protein RZ1B-like. Gene Ontology annotation, cellular component: nucleus. The record is from RefSeq and is a predicted model, not a curated record. Lineage: Eukaryota; Viridiplantae; Streptophyta; Magnoliopsida; Proteales; Nelumbonaceae. Gene Ontology annotation, molecular function: mRNA binding; zinc ion binding.
AAGCAAAAAAAGGCGAGAACGAGCGCGUCACCCAUUUUCUAGGGUUUCGCUUCUACAUCAAUUUGAGUCACGGUGAAGCAAAGAGGACGAACCACUCGAAGCAAGCACUCUUGUUACAUUACAUCAGAGAAAAGGGGUGAAACUGGUUCCGGAAGAUGGCUGGAAAGGAAGAGAUGCGUAUUUUUGUUGGAGGUCUAUCAUGGGACACUACAGAGCGGCAACUCGAAGAUGCAUUCAGCCGUUACGGGAAGAUUGUCGAGUCUCAGAUCAUGUUGGAUAGAGAUACAGGCCGCCCUCGUGGAUUUGGUUUUGUGACAUUUGCAGAUCGACGGGGAAUGGAAGACGCUAUUAGAGAGAUGCAUGGCCGGGAACUAGCUGGCAGAGUUAUCUCGGUGAACAAGGCUCAGCCCAAGAUGGGGGGAGAUGAACCAGGGUAUGGUUAUGGUGGAGGUUACUCAUCAGGUGGAAGAGGCAGCUAUGGAGGAGGAGAUAGGUCUGCAGGACGAUCUGACUGUUUUAAGUGUGGGCGGCCAGGACAUUGGGCUCGGGAAUGCCCUUCAGCAGGUGGUGGUGAUGGUGGACGGUUCUCUUCACAUUCUAGGUUCAGUGGUGGUGGUGGCCGAGGGGAUCGCUUUGGAGGAGACCGUUACAAUGAUCGCCACAUGGAUGAUCGUUAUGAUGGCAGACGCUAUGGUGACAGGGACCGUGUUGACAGCAGAGACACGAGAUAUGGGGGCCGUGAUCGUUAUGCCAAUGACCGCUAUCCCCCCAGUGGGGAUCGCUUUGUAGGUGAUCGAUAUGGGGGUUCAGACAGGUAUCCGCAGAAUGGUUAUGGAAAGGACAGAAACUAUGAUAGGGAUGGUGGCCCAAGAGGUGGUGGUGGUGACCGGUAUGGAAGUGGUGGUCCAGCUCGUUAUGAAGGAGGAAGUUACAGGGACAGGCCAGGCCCUUAUGAUCGUCCCAGCAGGGGAGGGCGUCCAUCUUCCUAUGAACGAUAUUAAGGGGUGGUUGUUUUGAAGACAGUUUUAGGUAUUUGUAUUUACAUAGGUUACUCAGUUUCUAACACUUGUUUCAGAUGAAUGCAGUUUACGGAUGCAUAACAUAUUUCCUCUAGAUAGAUUGAUGAAUACUGUGGAAGUACGCUUUGCUUGUCUAGUUUGUUGAUGAUUAAUGGGGCUCUCUGUAAAGGAAAAUAUCAAAUCACCUGAAUGUUCUUGGUUCUUGCUGUAAUGAUUUCCCUUGUCUACAAUGGACACCAAGGUCACCAAAAUGUUCUUAUUUUA